Nomascus leucogenys (northern white-cheeked gibbon) is the source of this 3577-nucleotide messenger RNA. RefSeq names its product signal peptide peptidase like 2B (gene SPPL2B). Lineage: Eukaryota; Metazoa; Chordata; Mammalia; Primates; Hylobatidae. Gene Ontology annotation, cellular component: cytoplasmic side of endoplasmic reticulum membrane; lysosomal membrane; Golgi-associated vesicle membrane. Gene Ontology annotation, biological process: membrane protein proteolysis. Gene Ontology annotation, molecular function: aspartic endopeptidase activity, intramembrane cleaving. The record is from RefSeq and is a predicted model, not a curated record.
UCGCGCCGUGUGGCUCUCCGCAGGCACCGCCCCGCGCCCUUUGAACCCCCCCCCCACACGCGCAUGCGCGGCGCAUGCGUGGCCCGGGGUGUCGGGGCGUUGCUGGGAAACAUCUGCCGAUGGUUGCGGCGGGCACCGGCCGACAUGGCGGCGUCGGUGGCGGCUGCGCUGGCGCGGCUUUUGGCGGUCUUUCUGCUCCUCGCGGCCCAGGUGGCCUGUGAGUACGGCAUGGUGCACGUGGUCUCCCAGGCUGGGGGCCCCGAAGGCAAAGACUACUGCAUCCUCUACAACCCACAGUGGGCCCAUCUGCCGCACGACCUCAGCAAGGCAUCUUUCCUGCAGCUGCGCAACUGGACGGCCUCCCUGCUCUGCUCUGCGUCCGACCUGCCCACCCGUGGCUUCAGCAACCAGAUCCCGCUGGUGGCGCGGGGGAACUGCACCUUCUAUGAGAAAGUGAGGCUGGCCCAGGGCAGCGGAGCACGCGGGCUGCUCAUCGUCAGCAGGGAGAGGCUGGUCCCCCCGGGAGGUAAUAAGACGCAAUAUGAUGAGAUUGGCAUUCCCGUGGCCCUGCUCAGCUACAAAGACAUGCUGGACAUCUUCAGGCGUUUCGGCCGUGCGGUGAGGGUGGCGCUGUAUGCGCCUAAGGAGCCGGUGCUGGACUACAACAUGGUCAUCAUCUUCACCAUGGCCGUGGGCACCGUCGCCAUCGGCGGCUACUGGGCCGGGAGUCGGGACGUGAAGAAAAGGUACAUGAAGCACAAGCGCGACGACGGGCCCGAGAAGCAGGAGGACGAGGCAGUGGACGUGACGCCGGUGAUGACGUGCGUGUUCGUGGUGAUGUGCUGCUCCAUGCUGGUGCUGCUCUACUACUUCUACGACCUCCUCGUGUAUGUGGUCAUCGGGAUCUUCUGCCUGGCUUCCGCCACCGGUCUCUACAGCUGCCUGGCACCCUGCGUGCGGCGGCUGCCCUUCGGCAAGUGCAGGAUCCCCAACAACAGCCUGCCCUACUUCCACAAGCGCCCGCAGGCCCGGAUGCUGCUCCUGGCGCUCUUCUGCGUGGCCGUCAGCGUGGUGUGGGGCGUCUUCCGCAAUGAGGACCAAUGGGCCUGGGUCCUCCAGGAUGCCCUGGGCAUCGCCUUCUGCCUGUACAUGCUGAAGACCAUCCGUCUGCCCACCUUCAAGGCCUGCACACUGCUGCUGCUGGUGCUGUUCCUCUACGACAUCUUCUUCGUGUUCAUCACGCCCUUCCUGACCAAGAGUGGGAGCAGCAUCAUGGUGGAGGUGGCCACUGGGCCCUCGGACUCGGCCACCCGUGAGAAGCUGCCCAUGGUCCUGAAGGUGCCCAGGCUGAACUCCUCACCUCUGGCUCUGUGUGACCGGCCCUUCUCCCUCUUGGGUUUCGGAGACAUUUUGGUGCCAGGGCUGCUGGUGGCCUACUGCCACAGGUUUGACAUCCAGGUACAGUCCUCCAGGGUAUACUUCGUGGCCUGCACCAUCGCCUAUGGCGUUGGCCUCCUUGUGACAUUCGUGGCGCUGGCCCUGAUGCAGCGUGGCCAGCCCGCUCUCCUCUACCUGGUGCCCUGCACGCUGGUGACGAGCUGCGCCGUGGCGCUCUGGCGCCGGGAGCUGGGCGUGUUCUGGACGGGCAGCGGCUUUGCGGUGAAUACCAGUUUGCUCUGACUGUGAGAAAUACUCGCCUAGUGAGCCCUAACUAGACUUAAAAAAGUCCUACCUCCAUCUCCGUGGGCCCCAGCGCCAGCCGACGGCCCCCAGCUUCCCAAAGACUCUGCCACGCCGCCCUCCCCGCAGCCGCCCAGCGAAGAACCAGCCGCGUCCCCCUGGCCUGCUGAGCAGUCCCCAAAAUCAUGCACGUCCGAGGAGAUGGGGGCUGGAGCCCACAUGCGGGAGCCUGGGAGCCCAGCUGAACCCGAGGGCCAGGACCAGGCCCAGCCGUCCCCGGUAACCCAGCCUGGCGCCUCGGCCUAGGGGAGGGGUGAGACGCUCGCUGCCGUGCCCGCCACACCAAGAUGUUGGGGCUGCCUGGUGCCCACUGGAGACAGACAGAGAGACGCCUGUCCCCUGGGACUGAGGCCUGUGCUGUCUCCACCCGCCCCAACAUGGUGCUCAUCCUUGCCGAGACCCCUGCGGUCCGUGCCCGCGCCCAGCCCCGCUGCCCCGGCUGCACGCCUGCUGCUCCAAGCUCGCCCGGCUGCCACAAGCUCUCUGCGGGUCCGUGCUCCCCACUGGGGUGCGUCCUCGCGGCCCUGCCUGGCCUCUCUGCAGACCCUCAAGCGUCGUCUGCAUGAGUGAGCAGGCGUGGGUGGACUCUGGCCGCGGCCACACUUGGUGCUCACCAGCUGCUUCGUCCUUCAGGUGACCUCCUUCCCCACAGUGUCCUGUUCUCCGGGCGGAAGAGCAGCUUUCUGUCUCCCAGAAGGCAUCGCUUCUCCCUCUUGAGCAGAUCGGAGCCCCUGGGAGGUUUGGAAGCUGCCUCCAAGCCUAGGACACGAACUGGCGGCCGGGGCGGCCUCUGGACCCUGACGCUGGCUGAGACAGGCCUGUGGGGCAGGGUUUCGGGGCGUGAACGAGGCUGGCAGUGAGUGGACAAGCUGCUUCCCUGGCUAAGGCCCUGCCCUGCUCUCAGCCAGAGGUGCCUGGCCGUGCCUGCACACUCCUCCCCGUUUUAAUAAAUGGUCGCAACUUCUAGAAGUCCUGCUGGUGCCACCUGGUGGGGUGGACGUCUCUCAGACUGCCCUUCUGACAAGCAGGGGUGGGUGCCAGGCAGGCUGAGUCAGGCCCUCAGGGGUCCCUGGAGCCCUGGGAGGGAGGGACUGGGUCGUGGGAGGUCCCGGUAGCUCCCGGCACCCGACCUCGCUUCCCGUGUGGGCCCUGUGUUGCUUUUCCACUGAGAGGGGCUUGGGCCUCAGUUCUCCCUGUGGCAGCGGCAUUGAUGUGUGGGUUCUUAACCCUCUGGACCCAGCAGCUAGGAGCUUCUGGAACCCACGAGGACAUCUGCCACUGGCGUGGUCUACUCACGGAUGGGGUCCUCCUGACUCCAGGGCAGAGACAUCCGUGUGGGAACUGACCGAGGCGUGGCCCCAGGCCCGGGCAUCCUCCCCUCGCUGCACAUGGUCACUUCCGAAGCAGCGCUCCCUGUGGCCGCAGAGACAGAGCCUGCACCCUGGCUGUCUGUGGUGCCAGGGCCCCGGCUCCUGCCCGCCACCCGCCCUGUCCACGCAGCCUCUAGACUCGAGUCCAGAAUCUGUUUCUGUCAAGUCAGUCGUCCCCAGCUGCACACGGGGACUGCUGAGCGCUGCGCUCUCAUGGGUCUGUUCCAGACAGAGGGUGGCAGGGGUGAGCCCUGAUCCCUUCCAAAAAAUACCAGCUUCCGAGGGAGUAAUGGCGCCUUCACUGAAGCCAUUUUGUACAUGGGGAUGGGGUGGGGACGUCUCUUUUUUGGUGUUGGACGUUUGACCAGUGGGGAGGGGUUCAGAGGCGGCGGUCCUGUCCUUGGCUCCGUCUGUCUGUGUGGCCUUGCGGCCCUUCAGUCUGAUCAUUAAACACAGCUUUUGAUACA